GAAGAGCCUGUAGUCGGAGUUGUGGUUGUUUGUAAACCUCCCAUCUGAAGCAGAACCACCUGCUCUGAUCCUUGGUGGUUCAGACCCGAGCUGGAAACGCGUCUCGUCCCUCCGCGCAGCGAUGUGUCAGGUGGAAGAAGAAUACCACGAGCAGCUGGAGCGCGUGGACCCACCCAGUGCUUCGAAAAAAUGUGUCAAAUGCAAAGAGGAGCUGGCGGCUGUGGUCAUCAGAGCAGGAGAUGCAUACUGCAGGAACUGUUUCAGAGAGAGCUUCAUUCACAAGUUCAGAGCCAUGCUGGGUAAAACCCGGGUCAUCUUCCCUGGAGAGAAGGUGCUGCUGGCCGUCUCCGGGGGUCCUUCUUCCUGCUCAAUGCUCAGCCAAGUCCAAGAGGGUGUGAGUCAGAACGCUCAUAAAAAGCUGCGCUUCGUCCCUGGGAUCGUUUACAUCGACGAGGGUGGCGCUCUUGGCCAGCCUAAUGAGAUGAGACAGAAAACAACAUCUGAGCUGUGUGAUAUGUUCAGAUCAACUGGUUUUCCCUUCUGCAUCCUUCCUCUGGAGCAGGUUCUGGACCUCCCUGGAUCCGUCCUGACUCCCUCACCGCCGUCAGACCAACCAGGCUCCGCCUACAAAGCAGCUGUGGAUGUCUUCGUGCCGGCGGCGGCGGCAGCUGACAGAAAGGCUGAGGAGCAGGAGUGUGUGUCGCCGCCUGCUGUUUCGGGAGUCACACGGCUGCUGCAGCAGCUGAUUGGCUCAGCUCAAACCCUGACAGCCAAACAAGACCUGCUGAACACACUCAGGCAGCACCUGCUGGUGCACACGGCUCGGACCAGAGGCUACAGUAAGCUCAUGCUGGGAGACAGCUGCACCAGACUGGCUGUGAAGCUGAUCACCAGUAUCUCACUGGGCAGAGGAGCCCAGCUGGCCCAGGACACGGGCUUCUCUGACUGCAGAUACGGUGAUGUAACAGUAGUGAGACCCAUGAGGGAAUACUCCGCUAAAGAAAUAGCUUUCUACAAUCAUAUGUUCAAGGUUCCAUCCGUUGUCAUUCCAAACCUGGACACAAAGACACCGGACAAGGCCAGCAUCCAGCGCCUGACCCAGAGCUUCGUCACCACGCUGCAGGCCGACUUCCCCUCCACUGUCAGCACAAUCUACCGGACCGGGGAGAAGCUGCAGACGGCAGGCAGGAGCCUCCACCGCCGAGCGCUGUGUGUGCUGUGUGUGUGUGGCCUGGACACUGCUGCUGAAGAGGCUUCAGCGCUCCAGGCCACGCUUAUUUCAGAGCAGCUCUCUCAGAGUUCAGUUCCAGUGAAACCAGAACCACCUUCUACUGUUGGACAGUGUUGCUCCUCUGAAAGUCCCUGUAGAGGGUCAGGAGGGGCUAGUGACUGCUGUAGGUCUUCAAGGGACCAUGAGGCCACUGAGCUGACGAGCCUGCUGUGCUACAGCUGCAGACGGACUGUCAGAGACAUGACUUCAGUCACUCAUCUCCCUCAGUAUGUCCUGUCAGAGACUCAGAGGAGACAAAACCGGUCUGCAAUGAAAGAGCAGAUCAGUAAGUUUCUGCUGGAUGAUGCUGAUGAAAACGAUUAAGGACAAGAUGAUCAAACUUGCUUCAUUUUUUAAUGGUGG
Molecule: messenger RNA, 1633 nt
Organism: Poeciliopsis prolifica (blackstripe livebearer)
Lineage: Eukaryota; Metazoa; Chordata; Actinopteri; Cyprinodontiformes; Poeciliidae
Gene: ctu2
Product: cytosolic thiouridylase subunit 2 homolog (S. pombe)
Biological process (GO): tRNA wobble position uridine thiolation
Cellular component (GO): cytosol
Molecular function (GO): tRNA binding; sulfurtransferase activity
Source: RefSeq, a predicted model, not a curated record